AUUUUGCUGAAUUUGUCUUCCUGGGUUUGUUCCUCACCGAGAUGACUCUGAAGAUGUACGGUCUGGGGCCAAGGAACUACUUCCAUUCCUCAUUCAAUUGCUUCGACUUUGGGAUUCUGACUGGGGAAGACUGGAACGCCGUGAUGUACCAGGGCAUCGAAUCCCAAGGGGGUGUCCAUUCUGGAAUGUUCUCCUCCGUCUACUUCAUUGUCCUCACACUCUUUGGUAACUAUACGCUCCUGAAUGUCUUCUUGGCCAUUGCGGUAGACAAUCUUGCCAACGCACAAGAGUUGACCAAGGAUGAAGAAGAAAUGGAAGAAGCCACCAACCAGAAACUUGCCUUGCAGAAGGCGAAAGAGGUUGCAGAUGUUAGCCCCCUGUCUGCAGCUAACAUUUCUAUCACAGCUUUUGUAAAGCAAACUCGAAGUUCCAUAUCGCGCAGCUCGUCGCUCUCCAGCGUAAAUUCACCCAAACAGCAGAAUUCCUGCAAAUCCAAAUCCGUGUGGGAGCAGAGGACCAGCCAGCUCCGCGUGUACAACUUCCGCACUAGCUCUGAAGCCCUGUACAAUGAGCUGGAUCCAGAGGACAGGGUCCGCUAUGCGACCAACCUCCACAUCCGUCCUGACAUGAAGACUCACUUGGACCGGCCUCUGGUGGUUGAGCCCAGGAGCGAAGGCCACAGCGGCAACCUCAAUGCCGUCAGCCCUGCAGAGGGGCAGGAGGCCCCCGACCAGCUGAAGACCCCACCGCCUGAGAACAACGAGGUUGUGAGGAAGCACCACCGGCAUCGCGAGAAGGAGAAGACGGGAGACACGGAAAAAAGCAGUGCCCUCAAGGAAGAGAAUGGUGAACUGGGUGGUGGGAACAAUAAGGAGGAACGCCACCGGCCCUACCGGAGCCGCAGCAAAGAGGUGGGCGAGGGGGGUGGGAAGGAAGGGAAGAGCGAACGCAACCGGAGCCAGGAGGGAGGCCGGCAUCACCAUCGCCGGGGGUCCGUGGAGGAAGGCGCCGAGAGGGAGCACCGACGCCACCGAGGUCAUCGGCAUCCCGUUGAGCGACAGGUCAAAGAAGGCAACGGGACCGCCAACGGGACCAAGACCGAACGACGUUCCCGCCACCGAGGAGGGUCCAGGCCGGGCAACCGAGAAGGGGAGCCUGGCUCCAAAGGGGAGGGGGGCGAAGAGCCCCACCGACGGCAAAAGAUACGGCACAAGGCCCUCUCCACUUACGAGUCAGUGGACAAGGAGAACGGAGAGAAAGAAGGAGAGCUGGGGAGAAAGGAUCUAAAGAAUGUGCAGCCAAGGGAAAGCCAAUGUGACACAGAGGCGGGCAUAAGCGUGACUGUGGCCCCUCUACACACCUUGCCCAGCACCUGUUUGCAGAGGGUCCCUGAGCAGCCAGAGGAUGCUGACAAUCAGAAGAAUGUCACCCGCAUGGGUCAACCAUCUUUGGACAAGGCUGCCCCUGUCAACAUUCCUGUCACUGUCACCGCUCCUCCCGGGGAAGCAUCCAUCAUACCAAUGAACAAUGUUGAAUUUGAAGCCAAAAUGGAAGAGAAGAAGGACAUCGAUGCUGAGGAUGACGUGGCCAACAGCAGACCAAAACCAAUCCUUCCCUACAGCUCCAUGUUCAUCUUAAGCCCAACUAACCCUCUCCGGCGCCUCUGUCACUACAUUGUCAACAUGCGUUACUUUGAGAUGGUCAUCCUCUUUGUUAUCACACUCAGCAGCAUUGCCCUGGCCGCUGAAGACCCUGUUCAAGCGGAGUCACCCAGAAAUGAGGCUCUCAAGUACCUGGAUUAUAUAUUUACAGGUGUCUUUACUUUUGAGAUGGUGAUAAAGAUGAUUGACUUGGGACUUUUGCUGCAUCGUGGUGCCUAUUUCCGGGAUCUUUGGAACAUCCUCGACUUCAUUGUGGUCAGUGGAGCUCUUGUGGCAUUUGCCUUUUCGAGUUUCAUAGGAGGGAACAAAGGGAAGGAUAUUAACACCAUUAAGUCCCUCCGGGUGCUACGGGUCCUUCGGCCGCUGAAAACCAUCAAACGUCUCCCCAAAUUGAAGGCGGUCUUCGAUUGCGUGGUGAACUCUCUGAAGAACGUUCUCAACAUCCUCAUUGUCUACAUGCUCUUCAUGUUCAUCUUCGCUGUCAUCGCGGUGCAGCUUUUCAAAGGCCGCUUCUUCUACUGCACCGAUGAAUCGAAGGACUUGGAGAAAGACUGCAGAGGCCAGUAUCUGGCUUACGAGAAGGAUGAAGUGGAGGCUCAGCCCAGACAGUGGAAGAAAUAUGAUUUCCAUUAUGACAAUGUCCUCUGGGCUCUGUUGACCUUGUUCACCGUCUCCACUGGAGAAGGAUGGCCAACUGUUUUGAAGCACUCUGUUGAUGCAACGUAUGAAAACCAAGGCCCAAGUCCUGGCUACCGGAUGGAGAUGUCUAUCUUUUAUGUCGUCUAUUUUGUCGUCUUCCCCUUUUUCUUUGUGAACAUCUUUGUAGCUUUGAUCAUCAUCACCUUCCAAGAACAGGGCGACAAAGUGAUGUCUGAAUGCAGCCUGGAGAAAAAUGAGAGAGCCUGCAUAGACUUUGCCAUCAGUGCCAAACCUUUGACCCGCUAUAUGCCCCAAAACAAACAAUCAUUCCAGUACAGAAUGUGGAAAUUUGUGGUGUCUCUUCCUUUCGAGUACUUUAUCAUGGUCCUGAUUGCGUUGAACACCAUUGUGCUUAUGAUGAAGUUCUACGGUGCCCCUGAACCCUACGAAGAUAUGCUGAAAUGCCUCAAUAUUGUCUUCACCUCCAUGUUUUCACUGGAAUGUAUCUUGAAGAUCAUCGCCUUUGGUGCAUUGAAUUAUUUUCGUGAUGCCUGGAACAUUUUUGAUUUUGUCACAGUCUUGGGAAGUAUUACUGAUAUUUUAGUCACAGAGAUUGCGAUGUUGAACCUAUUUGUGGCUGUAAUCAUGGACAACUUUGAGUACUUGACACGAGAUUCUUCCAUCCUAGGACCUCAUCAUCUGGAUGAAUUCAUUCGAGUUUGGGCAGAAUAUGACCCAGCUGCUUGUUGCCGGAUACAUUAUAAGGAUAUGUACAAUUUAUUCCGAGCUAUUGCCCCACCCUUGGGCUUAGGAAAGAAGUGCCCUCAUAGAGUGGCAUACAAGCGUUUGGUCAGGAUGAAUAUGCCCAUCUCGAACGAUGAUUUAAGUGUCCACUUCACAUCAACGCUAAUGGCCUUGAUCCGGACAGCCCUGGACAUCAAACUUGCAUCAGGUGUGCUGCAACACCAGUGUGAUGCUGAACUAAGGAAGGAGGUUUCGUUGGUUUGGCCCAAUUUGUCUUCCAAAACUUUGGAUCUGUUAGUGCCACCUCAUAAACCUGAAGCCAUGACAGUGGGGAAGGUUUAUGCAGCCUUGAUGAUAUUUGAUUUCUACAAACAAAACAAGAACACCCGUGACCCCUCUCACUCAGGGCCUGGAGGUCUCUGUCAGACCGGGACUGUUUCCCUUUUCCAUCCAUUGAAAGCAGCCCUUGAGCAAAGCCAGUCAGGAUUUCCGAAUGCUUUUCUGCGUCAAAAGAGCUCCGCGUCACUCAACAAUGGGGGUGCCCUGCCAAUGCCCAAAGGAGGAGGCAUCAAAGAAUCGGUUUCUUGGGGGAUCCAACACACCCAGAACAUGUUUUACGAAACUAGGACACCAGCGUUUCAACGGGGCCAUUCGGAGGAAAUUCCUGUCCAACAGGCAAGCAAGACGGUUGUUGAAAUGCGAGAAGUCAGCCCAACUUUAGCCAAUGGGGAACAUCAGCCGGGACUGGAGAGUCAAGGGCGAGCAGCUUCCAUGCCUCGGCUGGCAGCAGAAACUCAGCCCAUUCCAGACACCAGCCCCAUGAAGCGGUCCGUCUCCACACUCAACCCACAGCGUCCCCGUGCCACACAUCUUUACGAACAUCCCCGGCCAGCUGAACAUACUCAUCACCAUCACCACCAUCGUUGCCAUCGGCGGAGAGAGAAGAAGCAGAAGUCAGUGGACAAGCCACCCAACCACUUGAUUGAGGGUGAAGCUCCCGCAGAAGAAGCCACCUCCAAGUCCAGAAAACAGGAGCGGGGCCGGUCCCAGGAACGAAAAGUCCAUUCUUCUUCUUCCUCUGAAAAGCAGCGCUUUUACUCCUGCGACCGCUUUGGGAGUCGGGAUCAGCCCAAGUCCUCGGAAGGCAGUAGACCCCCAUCCCCCGGCGGAGGGCAGGAACACGGGACCCAGAAACAGGGCAGUGGUUCAGUUAACGGGAGCCCCCUGCUGUUGACCUCUGGUGCUAGCACCCCCUGCCGUGGUCGGAGGCAGUUGCCGCAGACCCCGCUGACGCCACGCCCUAGCAUUACCUACAAGACUGCCAACUCCUCGCCUGUGCAUUUCUCCGGGUUCCAGACCGGCCUGCCAACUUUCUCCCCGGGACGCUUGAGCCGGGGUCUCUCUGAGCACAAUGCUUUGCUGCAUGGCGACUCCCAGGGACCCUCACAAACCCUGAUGGCCCGGAUCGGUUCGGACCCUUACCUGGGACACCGGGAAGAGAGCGAUAGUCCCUACCACAUGAUGCCUGAGGACACCCUCACCUUUGAGGAGGCCAUGGCCACCAAUUCAGGGAGGUCCUCCCGAACCUCUUACGUUUCCUCUCUAACGUCCCAGUCCCAUCAAAUCCGCCGAGUCCCCAAUGGGUACCAUUAUGUUUUGGGACUGAGUGCCGGACCUGGCACCAGCACUAGGGCGCGUAGCUAUUACCACGAGCGAGACGAAGAUGAUUGGUGCUAG
Protobothrops mucrosquamatus (brown spotted pit viper) is the source of this 4781-nucleotide messenger RNA. RefSeq names its product voltage-dependent N-type calcium channel subunit alpha-1B-like. The transcript is spliced from 30 exons. Gene Ontology annotation, cellular component: neuronal cell body; voltage-gated calcium channel complex; membrane. Gene Ontology annotation, molecular function: high voltage-gated calcium channel activity. Lineage: Eukaryota; Metazoa; Chordata; Lepidosauria; Squamata; Viperidae. The annotation marks the transcript as partial. The record is from RefSeq and is a predicted model, not a curated record. Gene Ontology annotation, biological process: calcium ion import across plasma membrane; chemical synaptic transmission.